Molecule: messenger RNA, 2058 nt
Organism: Hydatigera taeniaeformis
Lineage: Eukaryota; Metazoa; Platyhelminthes; Cestoda; Cyclophyllidea; Taeniidae
Source: the annotation of a GenBank genome assembly
CGUCAGGAAUCGGCGGCCCGAUGUCUCAUCGAGUUGAUUAACGUCUGCCGAAAUCACGUUGCGUUCAACGCUCUAGAGGAGCCGGAGGAGGAAUCCACAAUGAGGACUACCACAUCUGCCAACGCCGCCGAGAACGACAAACUCGAGGCUCUACUACUUGCAAAGUCUCUCGCCGUCCUGGAUGCCUUUGAAAGCCAGGCAUUUCUGUCUCGAGUGUUUGACAUAAUUACGGACGAUUCCUCUUCUGCUGUCUGCCGGAACUCCGCAAUUGAGGUAUUCCUCGCUUGUGUGGACAAGGCAAAGUCUCCUACUGGUAUGCCCCCAAGUGCGGCUGGGGAAUACGACAUUCCUUUGGAUACUUUCCUCAAUACCCAAGUGGCCAAUUUCGUGAACCCCCUCAUUAGCAAGGCCAAUUGUCCCCUCUUGAAGACGCGGACUAAGCGAGUGGAAGCGCUGGCUUCCACCGUUGUCAUUCCGCGUCUCUCUAAGCUGUACAGUCUCCUCCAAUCAAAUACUGUCAUUGCUUCAUCACAACAGAACUACACCGUGAUGCCAACCACAGUGGGCGUACUGAACCCUCCAUUGGGAAAGAACCGUCUUGCGAUUGUGAAUCUUAUCUCUAUUCUCCCUCAGCUUCGUCAAAAUCGGGAUGACGCAGAUCACGGUGGUGAAAGCGAGGAAUUAAAAAAGGCCCUUUGUCAAGGACGCUUCCUGCCUUUCCUGAUGCACCUCUUUGAGACGUACGCCUUCAAUUCUCUCCUUCACAAAGCAAUUGCACUGCUAUUUAAACAUCUCUUGUCUCCGCCUUCGCUCUCCUCUCAGCCACCAUCAAGAAAGCCGUCAUUUGGGACAAAAAUGACAUUAGAGGAAUCAAAUGGUGCCAGUUCUGACGUGGAUAGUCCUAAAUCCCAAGGCAAUACCCCCAAGGACACAGAGGGUGAAGUGAAUAGAGGGAAGAGUCAACUGCCUGACUACCUGGUGCGGCACCUUCUCGACGACUGCCACAUCAUUGAAUGGAUCCUUCGACUCUCCUGCAUUCCCACCGAUCGGCCAAGCAAUGAGGAGCCCUCAUCGGUCUGUCGGGUCUCCAAAACUCGUCCUAAGCCGGGCUACUCUGGCUACCUCUGGCAGAUCGCGAACCUCGUGAACUCCCACUUCCCUACACCCGAGUCUCUAACAGGCCUCCCAUCGGAAGUUCUAACCGAAUGGCAGAUUUUUGUGCAACGUGAUCUUGCUGCCAUCAACGAGGCACAAACCAUUACCAAGGCCGACAGAAGUUUCGAGAAACCGGCUCCCAUUUCCCUUGGUGCUCUACACAUCGGUGAACCCGACUCCCACAUGGCUCAGUUGUUCAGGCUCCUUCAUGGCGGUACCGACCUCCAGUUUCUAACAUCACGAUUGGGUUCCGUCGGAGGACGUAGCCUCUCAGAUGCAGUUCCUCACCCCGAUCCCAACGAGGAUGCCUUUGAUGAUGACACCAACAAGGAGGUUGCAUCUGCGGUCAACCUUGAGGGUCGUCAUGGAAGUGAUAUAGACGAAGAUGAGGAUGAGGAGAGGCAGGCAGGGGUCGGAGAUAGUGAUGUGGAGGUUGGUAACAGUAGUAAUUCCUCGGAUGAGGAGGACCUUCAAUCCCCAAUGACCAUUCGUCAGCAACGAACCAAUCAAACGCCGGUCUUUCUUAACUCAACAAAUGGUCGUCUACCCUUUGCUAAGCCAGUAGACACUUCAAUCUCACCGUGGACCUCAGUGACGACAAUUCCCACCUCUUCUACUGUUGGCCUAAACAACACUGGGAAUGCCGCCACACUAGCUCUCGAAGAAGAUAAUGGAGGGGGUGGCACCGACCAAGACAAAGACUGGGCUGAUUUUGAGUCUGCUUCCUUCGAUUCUUCCAUUGCCUCAAUAACCUGCCCAACGGCUCUUCUUACUAUCCGUUUACCUAUUCACCUGCCAGUCUACAUCCUCUACCGUCUUGUCGAAUUGCACCCUUCUGUUGAAGUGUUGGUUGGGCCGGGCAUCAGUGUCAUUCACAGUUCGUAUUCUGCAGAAAUUGACUGA